This is a messenger RNA of Pungitius pungitius (ninespine stickleback), 3097 nucleotides long. RefSeq names its product A disintegrin and metalloproteinase with thrombospondin motifs 8-like. The transcript has 9 exons. NCBI's taxonomy places the organism in Eukaryota, Metazoa, Chordata, Actinopteri, Perciformes, Gasterosteidae. The record is from RefSeq and is a predicted model, not a curated record. Gene Ontology annotation, biological process: proteolysis; extracellular matrix organization. The coding region runs from base 291 to 3092 and encodes 933 amino acids. Gene Ontology annotation, molecular function: metalloendopeptidase activity; zinc ion binding.
AGGAGAAUUUCCAGCAGCGGAGGAUAUCAAAAAUAAACCCCCCUCGUGUCCAGAGAAGAGCAGAAAGUAAAAAUACCCCCGAUGUGUCCGGACCGGCGCUCCUGAGAGGCACAACAAGAGAAACAGAAAGGACCGCUCAGACAUUAAAUACGGACACCCUUUGACCACGACUGGCUAAGAGGGGGGUGCAAACAAAUCACUUUACCUUCGGAGAGAUCUUAUUGGAGGAGACGCACUACACACCAGAGAUAAAGGACACACAUUGUAAUAAAAGCGUUCCAGAGCAGAAGAUGCGUUCCGCUGUGCGCUUCACCUUGGCGCUGCUGUGCGUAACGCGCGCGGCGCUCUGCGCCCCGUUUGAGUCUGAGGAUGUUGUACCUGUUCGGAUGAACGGGAGGACCAGCGGCCGCUUUUGGAAAAGAAGCGAGGAACAGCCGAUUUUUACCCUCAGCGCAUUUGGCAAGGAGCUGACCCUGAAUCUGAUCCCAGACACAGGCUUCAUCGCGCCGUCCUUCACGGUGCAGCGCGUCCUGCGCGGCGCUCCAGGUGCCCGUCCCGCGGUGGAUCUCCGGACGGAGGAGGGCGACGGACGGCUCAGGGGUUGCUUCUACUCGGGGACGGUGGAUGACGACCGGAGCUCGGUGGUGGCCGUCAGUUUGUGCUCCGGCGUCUCGGGCUCCUUCAUAACGGAGGGGAACGAGUAUUUCAUUGAGCCCAAACUUCGCGGGGUCCCGGGUCCAGAUUCUGCAGAGCAGCUGCAUGUCGUCAGGAGGAGGACAUUCACCGAGAGCCUCGGCGUUCCCCUCCCGUUCGAUCAAGAGACGGCGGCGGAGGAUGAGCCGCCCAAGGGGGGACGUUUUACGCAGGGCCACGGUGACGCACGGAGGGCACCUCGCCGGAGACGCUUUAUUUCUGCGCCUCGGUUCAUAGAGACGCUGGUGGUGGCGGAUUCAACCAUGGCCCACUUCUAUGGAGAUGAAGUAAAGCACUACAUUCUGACCCUGAUGUCAAUGGCCGCCCAGCUUUACAAGCACCCCAGCAUAAAGAACUCGGUGAGCCUGGUGGUGGUGAAGAUGUUGGUGGUGGAGGACGAGGAGGUCGGCCCGGAGCUCUCCAGCAACGGGGGGGUGGCUCUGAGGAACUUCUGCUCCUGGCAGCAGCUCUUCAACCCGACCAGCCAGAGGCGGCCGGAACACUACGACACGGCCAUGCUCUUCACCAGAGAGGACAUCUGCGAACAGAAGAGCUGCGACACGCUGGGCAUGGCCGAGGUGGGGACGAUGUGCGACCCCAAGAAGAGCUGCUCGGUCAUCAAGGACAACGGCCUGCAGGCCGCCUUCACCGCCACGCACGAGCUCGGUCACGUGUUGAGCAUGCCCCACGACGACUCCAAGACCUGCGAGAACCUGUUUGGAGAUCUGGGCAAGCAUUCCCUGAUGGCUCCCCUGUUCGUCAGCCUCAACAAGUCAGCGCCGUGGUCUCCCUGCAGCGCUCUCUACGUCACGGAGUUCUUCGACAACGGACACGGAGACUGCCUGCUGGACGUCCCAGACAGCGCCAUGCCGCUACCCAGGGAGCCGCCGGGCGCCAAGUACAGCCUGGAUCAGCAGUGCCAGCAGAUGUUCGGCGAGGACUUCGUCCAGUGUCCCAACACCUCGGACAGCGACGCCUGCAGCCAGCUGUGGUGCCAGGAGGACGGAACGCUGCAGUGCUCCACCAGGAACGGCAGCCUGCCCUGGGCCGACGGCACGCCCUGCGGCCUCAACGGGACCUGCCUCCACGGGGCGUGCCUGCCGCCCGCCGCGCCGCCGGUGGCUGUGGAUGGCGGCUGGAGCUCGUGGGGGCCGUGGCAGCGCUGCUCCAGAUCAUGCGGCGGGGGGGUGGAGUUCUCCGAAAGGGAGUGCGCCGACCCGGUGCCUCUGAACGGGGGGAGGUACUGCAAAGGACAGAGGCUCCAGUACCAGUCCUGCAACACGCAUCCCUGUGGCGACAACAACGGGAAGAGCUUCAGACAGGAGCAGUGUGAGAAGUACAACAGCCCCGGCUACCUGGACUUCAGAGGCAACGUCAAACAGUGGAUCCCAAAGUACGCCGGGGUCCCCCCCAGGGACCGGUGCAAGCUCUCCUGCAGGGCCAGAGGCAGCAGUGAAUACCAGGUGUUUGAGUCCAAGGUGAUCGACGGGACGACCUGCGGCCCCGACACCACGUCGGUGUGUGUCCGCGGCCAGUGUGUGAAGGCCGGCUGCGACCAGGUGAUCGGCUCCAACAAGAGGCUGGACAAGUGCGGGGUGUGCGGAGGGAGCGGGCUCACCUGCAGGAAGAUCACGGGCUCGUACAACAAAGCCAGUUUUGGAUACAGCGACAUCGUCACGAUCCCCGUUGGCGCCACAAACAUUGACAUCAAGCAGCGCAGCCACGGGGGGAUCGAACACGACGGAAACUACCUGGCCAUAAAGAGGGAGAGCGGCGGGUACAUCCUCAACGGAAACUUCUCCCUGUCCAUGGGGGAGCAGGACAUUCCCGUGCUGGGCGCCGUGCUGAGGUACAGCGGCUCCUCCACCACGCUGGAGAGGAUCCAGAGCUUCAGGGGCCUGAGGGAGGUCAUCACCGUGCAGCUCCUGGCCACCGCCUGGAACGCCAACCCUGCCAAGGUCAAAUACACCUUCUUCAUCCCCCGGGACGCGACCUUCAACAGGUCCAAGGAGAGGAAGAGCUCGGCGCCGUCCCUGCACGUCAUCCAUCCGUUCGGCGUGGCCGACUGGCAGCUGGGGGAGUGGUCCGAGUGCUCCAAGAGCUGCGGCUCCGGCUGGUCCAGGAGGAGCGUGGAGUGCCGGGACGCCGCGGGCUUCCUGUCCGACCACUGCGACCGAGACCUGAAGCCCGGGGACAUCCGGCCCUGCGGGGACCUGCCGUGCCCCAUGUGGCAGAUGGGGCCGUGGUCCGUCUGCUCCAGAACUUGUGGCCAGGGCGAGCGCCGCCGCAGCGUCUUCUGCACAGACUACACCGGGAAGAGCGUCGGACCGGAGAAGUGCGACCCAGGCAAAGUCCCACAGCCCGUCUCCGGAGAAUGUCCCAACCCGGAGUGCUUGUGAAGGAC